UGCCUCCUUCUACCUUUGCAGGGGCUUCGGAAAGCAAGGAUUCCAGUGCCAAGUCUGCUGUUUUGUCGUGCACAAGCGGUGCCAUGAAUUUGUCACUUUCUCCUGCCCAGGCGCUGACAAGGGCCCAGCCUCCGAUGACCCCCGGAGCAAACACAAGUUCAAGAUCCACACAUACUCCAGCCCAACGUUUUGUGACCACUGUGGGUCACUGCUGUAUGGACUCAUCCACCAGGGGAUGAAGUGUGACACCUGCAUGAUGAACGUGCACAAGCGCUGCGUGAUGAACGUCCCCAGCCUCUGCGGCACGGACCACACGGAGCGCCGCGGCCGCAUCUACAUCCAGGCCCACAUCGAGAGGGAGGUCCUCAUCGUCGUCGUAAGAGAUGCUAAAAACCUUGUACCUAUGGACCCCAAUGGCUUGUCAGAUCCUUAUGUGAAACUGAAACUGAUUCCUGAUCCCAAGAGUGAGAGCAAGCAAAAGACCAAAACCAUCAAGUGCUCCCUCAACCCUGAGUGGAACGAGACAUUUAGAUUCCAGCUGAAAGAGUCGGACAAGGACAGAAGACUGUCCGUAGAGAUUUGGGACUGGGAUCUGACCAGCAGGAAUGACUUCAUGGGAUCUUUGUCAUUUGGGAUUUCUGAACUGCAGAAAGCUGGCGUUGACGGUUGGUUUAAGUUGCUGAGCCAGGAGGAAGGCGAGUACUUCAAUGUACCUGUGCCCCCAGAAGGAGGGGAGGGCAAUGAAGAACUGCGGCAGAAAUUUGAGAGGGCCAAGAUCGGGCAGGGGACCAAGGCUCCCGAAGAAAAGACGACCAACACCGUAUCCAAAUUUGACAACAAUGGGAACAGGGACCGGAUGAAACUGACCGAUUUUAACUUCCUGAUGGUGCUGGGGAAAGGCAGCUUUGGCAAGGUCAUGCUCUCAGAGCGGAAGGGCACUGAUGAGCUGUACGCUGUGAAGAUCCUGAAGAAGGACGUGGUCAUCCAGGACGACGACGUGGAGUGCACGAUGGUGGAGAAGCGGGUGCUGGCCCUGGCCGGGAAGCCGCCGUUCCUGACGCAGCUCCACUCCUGCUUCCAGACCAUGGACCGGCUGUACUUCGUGAUGGAGUACGUGAACGGUGGCGACCUCAUGUACCACAUCCAGCAAGUGGGCCGGUUCAAGGAGCCUCACGCCGUAUUUUACGCUGCGGAAAUUGCCAUCGGUCUGUUCUUCUUACAGAGCAAGGGCAUCAUUUACCGUGACCUGAAACUUGACAACGUGAUGCUGGACUCCGAGGGACACAUCAAGAUCGCUGACUUCGGCAUGUGUAAGGAGAACAUCUGGGACGGGGUGACGACCAAGACCUUCUGCGGCACUCCAGACUACAUCGCCCCCGAGAUAAUUGCUUAUCAGCCCUAUGGGAAGUCCGUGGAUUGGUGGGCAUUCGGAGUCCUGCUGUAUGAAAUGUUAGCUGGGCAGGCACCCUUUGAAGGGGAGGAUGAGGAUGAACUUUUCCAGUCCAUCAUGGAACACAAUGUGGCUUAUCCAAAGUCCAUGUCCAAGGAAGCUGUGGCCAUCUGCAAAGGGCUGAUGACCAAACACCCAGGCAAACGUCUGGGCUGUGGACCUGAAGGUGAACGUGACAUCAAAGAGCAUGCGUUUUUCCGAUAUAUUGACUGGGAGAAACUUGAACGCAAAGAGAUCCAGCCCCCGUAUAAGCCAAAAGCCUGUGGGCGAAAUGCUGAAAACUUCGACCGAUUUUUCACCCGCCAUCCACCCGUCCUAACACCUCCUGACCAGGAAGUCAUCAGGAAUAUUGACCAAUCAGAAUUCGAAGGAUUUUCCUUUGUUAACUCUGAAUUUUUAAAACCUGAAGUCAAGAGCUAAGUAGAUGUGUAGAUCUCCGUCCUUCAUUUCUGUCAUUCAAGCUCAACAGCUAUUGUGGUGACAUUUUUUUUUUCAUUGCCAAGUUGCAUCCGUGUUUUAUUUGCUAAUGAGGCUAGAGUGGCCAUGUUUCAGGACCCAAAUGUCCUCAGGUAGUUUGGAGCAUCUCUGUGAGAUGGGAUCAUGCAGAUAGCAUGUGGGAAAUGCAGCUGCAUAACUAGCAAGUCCCCUUGCAUUUCUUUUCCCCAGCAUGUCAGCGAAGUCAGUCCAGCGGGGACAGAACGUGCCUGCUUUUUGUCCUUUUUUCCUGCACUGCCAUUUUCACACAUUUUCCAACACCAACCAUCCAAUCCCGAUUUUUCCCACCAAACAAAUGGAUAAUCGGAUGCUAUGAGUUUUCUUCCACUUCCGGGACCUGGAGCUUGGCGUGUAUCCAAGCGUAUGGUUGCUUUGACUUAGAAGGAAUUUCCUCCAGUCUGCCUGGUUUGGAGGCACCAGGAGCUUUGAAAAGAACGCGCUAAAAAUAAAAUCUUAUUUGUAUUUUUUUUUUUAGCUCAAAGUUAAGGAGAUUAUCUAUGCCCUUUUAAAAUUCCAAGAGUGUGCUUUUGGACAGUUUUCAAUCUAAAGGCACCUCAAGGAGUCAUAAGGCAACCAGCUUGGGUGCUACCUCAGGGCUGCAAUUCCUGGUACUCUUGUGUCCCCAGUCACCUUCAUCCUCAAACUACUUGAAAAGGGCAUUUGGACCCACUCCCUGAAAAGACAUGGUCACUCUAGCAAGGUCCCAAAGGGCCACGGUUUUACAUUACAUUUCAAACUUAAUUUGCUUUGGGGUUUUAUUUCUGUUAUUGUUCAGAUGCAAAAAAAAAUUAUUCAUUUUUGUUACACAUGCUUUGAAAUAUGUGUCCAAAUGUUAUUAACCACAAUGACCUGCUUUGAUUUACCAAGAAGACAGCUCUGGAACCUGUGCGGACGGGAUUGUUUAGGUUUGUUGCUGGCUUUGGAAAGCUAAUUAAGUGCUCUGAGAGGGACCCCACUUCUUGAAGCAUAGAUAGUUGUCUUCUUCACGGUGAUGUUGUUUUGAGAUAUUUGUGGAAAUGUUCAUUUGUAUCUGGAUAUCUGUUAUGUGCCGUUUUUCUUCUAGCAUCGACAUACAAUAAAAAAAAAAAGAAAGAAUGAAGAAGAAAUGCCAUUUCAAGGAAAACAGCUCUCUUUGAAAAACAUGGACCCAAACUACAAAGUGGGGCCUCCUGAGGCUUCAGGACAGAAAAAAAAAAAA
Molecule: messenger RNA, 3143 nt
Organism: Vicugna pacos (alpaca)
Lineage: Eukaryota; Metazoa; Chordata; Mammalia; Artiodactyla; Camelidae
Source: RefSeq, a predicted model, not a curated record